This is a messenger RNA of Leptopilina heterotoma, 2224 nucleotides long. It is a transcript of the gene Hsepi, whose product is annotated as D-glucuronyl C5-epimerase B. Gene Ontology annotation, biological process: heparan sulfate proteoglycan biosynthetic process. Gene Ontology annotation, cellular component: Golgi apparatus. NCBI's taxonomy places the organism in Eukaryota, Metazoa, Arthropoda, Insecta, Hymenoptera, Figitidae. The coding region runs from base 338 to 2050 and encodes 570 amino acids. The record is from RefSeq and is a predicted model, not a curated record. Gene Ontology annotation, molecular function: heparosan-N-sulfate-glucuronate 5-epimerase activity. The transcript is spliced from 6 exons.
ACCCUGCGGUGCAGGGGUCUCAAAGUUUCUGUAGUUUCCCAUCUACACAAUACAUUUUCCUCACUCAGUGACAGCUGACAUUUGUAUUUUUAAUAUUUUCCUCAUUUUUUUCAAUUUACAAACAUUUAAUGAUAAAAAUAACAGAUAGUGAACGAGUGAUUUUUCAAAUUUUCGAUAACAUAACUUGAGAAAUAACUAUUAUGGACAAAUUUUUGUAGAUUCAUCUUGAUAUUAGGAAAAAUGUAAAAUCGGAAUUUUUUUUCCACACGAGAAAGAGGUCAAAAUGCACAAAAUUCUAUUGACAGUGAUAAAGGGAUUUAUUUAAAAAAUCCAAAUCAUGUUGUACAUGAUGAUGCGAAUCAAUUUUAAAACAAUUCUUUUGAUACUGGUUGUUGCUGUAGUGAGUUCGAUAAUUACAACAUGGAACAAUUGUGGAAAUCAUUUUUUCGAAAACAACAUAGAAUGGAAGGCGCAGAGUCUACAUAAAGAUCGAACAAGUAAUGAAUUGGGUUAUCAAGAGAUUGAUUGUUACAUAAAUGGAGGUUAUUCCAUUGGCUGCCGAAAAGAGGGAGACGAAGUUUAUAUUCCUUUUUCUUUCAUUCAUAAAUAUUUCGAGAUUUAUGGAAAACUUGCCACGUACGAUGGUCUCGAGAGAUUCGAAUGGUUCCACAGUUAUUCAAAAAUAGUGAGUCCAAAAGGAAAAUACGAUUCACGAGGUGUAUUUAUGACAUUUGAAAAUUACAAUGUCGAAGUGAGAGAACGAGUGAAAUGUGUGAGUGGCAGUGAUGGUGUUCCAAUAUCAACACAAUGGGAGAGUCAGGGUUAUUACUAUCCCACACAAAUUGCACAAUUUGGUUUGUCGCAUUACAGUAAAAAUCUCACUGAACCGGAACCAUAUAAAAAAGUGAUUGAAGACGCCGAACGAGUGAGACAAGAUUGGAUUGUCCCGCAGGGUUCAUUAAUUACUCGUAUUUACGAUAGGAGUGUAAAUAGUAAUGUAUUAAAGUACGCGACGCCCGAGACAAGUGCAUCGGGAAUAUCAUUGCGAUUAGAGCAUGUUCUCGAUUUUGUAUUUAAGUUCGAUAUUUGCACAAAAGACAAUGGAAGUAUUACUGUUAUAUUACAAUCGAGGGAGAAGAAGGACGUCUAUUAUCUUCAUUACACAACCAGCAACACCGUUUUACAAGCGUUCAAUAAUCAUGUUCAUUACGGCAUUGGCUUAUUAAAUAAUCAAUGGCGACGAUUGACGAGGGAUCUCGUUGUUGACUUACACAAAGGCUUGAAUAUUAGUGAUAAAACAAGAAAACAAAUGUCCAGAUCAAAGUUGAAGGUGAUAAAAAUUAUUCUAAACGGAUCUGGAAUGAUAGACAAUAUUACAUUGUCAACGAGCGAACAUAUGGAGCAAUUUUACGACGCCGCUCGAUGGUUCGUCGCGAAUCAAAAUAUAAGUUCCGGUGGUUGGCCUAAUCCAGUGAGAAGAAAAGUUUCCAACGGCAUGGCGAUUCUUGAACCCGGCUGGUAUUCGAGUAUGGGGCAAGGACACGCAAUUUCGGUACUCUCCCGAGCUUACUAUCACUCUGGUGAGGAUAAAUAUUUAAAUGCGGCAAUAAGAGGUUUAAAGCCAUUUAAAGUACCAUCGAGCAAAGGCGGAAUAACCGCUUCAUUCUUAGGUAAAUAUAUUUGGUACGAGGAAUAUCCAACAACACCCCCAUCAUUCAUUCUCAACGGCUUUAUAUACUCGCUUAUUGGACUGUACGAUUUAAAGAGUAUCACAUCAGGAAAAGAUGCGAACGACGCAUUAAAACUAUUCGAACAAGGUAUGACAUCCUUAAAAAAUAUGUUAACAUUAUACGAUACCGGCUCUGGUACCACGUACGAUUUACGUCACUUUACUUUAAAAACCGCCCCCAAUAUUGCACGUUGGGAUUAUCAUUCGACACAUAUCAAUCAAAUACUUUUACUCAGUACUAUCGAUAACGAUCAGAUUUUCACGACAACCGCCGAAAGAUGGAUUGGUUACAUGAAUGGAAAAAGAGCCGCACAUAAUUAAUUCCCAUUUUAUUUUAUUUUUUUUUUUGUUAUUUAUUUUAUUUGUUUACUUAAUUUCCCAUCGCAGGAGGGGGAAUACUUUUUUGCCAUUAGAAAUUUAGUUAGAAAAUUAUUCUUUUCUAUAAUCAAUUGUGAUAUUAACAAAAAAGAAAAAGAAGAAGAAGAAGAAUAAGAA